This is a messenger RNA of Laccaria bicolor S238N-H82, 1341 nucleotides long. RefSeq lists its product as uncharacterized. NCBI's taxonomy places the organism in Eukaryota, Fungi, Basidiomycota, Agaricomycetes, Agaricales, Hydnangiaceae. The transcript has 8 exons. Bases 1 to 1341 code for a protein of 446 amino acids. The record is from RefSeq and is a predicted model, not a curated record.
AUGUCGUUUAUCACUGUCGCCGACGGCAAUCCCGCCACAGAUAUGAUCAAACGGUUGCUGGGACAUAUCAACACGGAAGCUUCCCAGUUCAAGCGGUCCAAGGCAUCCUCAAAGCAGAUUUUAACCAAAGCAAACGCCGUCUACAAUGGGAUCGAGAAACAUAUCGAAGUUAUCAAGAAGAAAACGGAAAAGGCUGAAGAAGCGGAGUGGAAAAGUUUCAAGACAUAUACCGAGGCAAUCCCCCCUCUGGAAAGGUUGUUGCUCGACUACACCUACGAGAUUGGAGACAAGUCAUCACAGCUUGUCAGUCACUCGGAGCAUCUCAGUCACUCGUCCCAGGACAUUCCCAAGUCGAUUCUAUCCAUCGAGAGAUGGGCGAACGAUUGGAAGAUCACUGUCAAGAUCGUUGAAUUACUGAAGUCCAAUGAAUUCAAGGACUUAUCGGCGGAGCUGAAGACAAACCUCGAGACCGGUCUUGCAGAAUCGGUGAAACAGGAUGACAUCGAUAUGAUCAAGGAAGUUCAAAGCUACGCCAAAGGGUCUGAGCACAAGUUGACAGACGAUUCAAUCUUCGAGGCGGGGCCGGAAGACAAGAUGGUGACGGGUCUGACGGGCUUAAUCGACACAAUCGCAACUCAAGUGAACACCAAAUACGAUCAGGCUACCGCGCAGCCAGUCGUGAAGACCGUUUUGCUCGUUUACUUCCCGUUCGCAUUAACCGCAGACAAGGGGGUGGAGUCGAAGUGGGCUGAACAUCUCAAGUCCAAAAAAGUCUGGGAAGAGAUGAAACGUGUGCUCCAGGAGGUCGUCGGUCACCUAUCAGACAAACCGAAAUCUAAUGAGCAACUGGAAGGGGACUAUGAGGCGCUGAAGAAGGUCAUAUUCGACGUCACGAAACUGCCCGAACUAUUCGGCCCACAACUGCUCGAGAUGAUGAAGCUUGCCGCACAGGUUCGACGACCAUUCCAUGGACGAUCGGUUGUGCUGGUGUAUAUGUGGUAUCACCUGGCCUUGUGCGAUGCCGUCAAGGAAGAACGAUUACCCAUCAACCGCCGUGCCAUCACAACAAACCUCAAGCAGAGCAUUGAAUUCCUCACGUUAGCGUCGACGAAACUCCCUGAAGCAGCAACCUUCAAAGACGCGAGCGUGGUUCAGGAGCUGACAGCAAAGUUCACUAGCAAGUCUGCGGAAAUGCAGAAGCUCUACGGCCAGUACAAGCUGGACGAUAAGUGGACUACCCUCAUUAAGGUUCAGCUCGAGAAGGCCACCAAAGAAGAUAAGGACCAUUACGCACAGACAGAGGCGAGGUUGAAGGCACCAGCCCCCGUUAAGACUGGCUGA